Lactuca sativa (garden lettuce) is the source of this 2948-nucleotide messenger RNA. Its product is annotated as Polynucleotidyl transferase, ribonuclease H fold protein with HRDC domain-containing protein. Gene Ontology annotation, molecular function: 3'-5'-RNA exonuclease activity; nucleotide binding; single-stranded RNA binding. Gene Ontology annotation, cellular component: nuclear exosome (RNase complex); nucleolus. Gene Ontology annotation, biological process: nuclear polyadenylation-dependent antisense transcript catabolic process; nuclear polyadenylation-dependent rRNA catabolic process; TRAMP-dependent tRNA surveillance pathway. The record is from RefSeq and is a predicted model, not a curated record. NCBI's taxonomy places the organism in Eukaryota, Viridiplantae, Streptophyta, Magnoliopsida, Asterales, Asteraceae.
AAAGUGAAAUUCGCUGCGAGAAGAGGCUUGUUCUUCACUUCUCUUAACAUGACAAGGAAUCCCUAAACCCUAACCGCCUAAGGUUUCUCCCCCCCAAAACCCCUCUCUUUCAGUGGCCUGAUUAAACCCCCCCUUCCGGAACACAUUUAUAUCAUCAAGAUUCAGAUAUGGAUCCCUCUCUCACCGAAGAAGCCCAAACCCAAAAAUCCUCAACAAAAGCUGAAGCAUUGAAACAGUUUUCUUCUUCUAUGAAACCCCCUUCUUUCUCCUCUUCAAUAUCAAAGCUAUCCGGGUCUUCAAGAGCCAUCCCAUGCAAUAAAGAUUUUCACUUCUACUUCAACUUCGAAGAAUUCAAGAACCCAAUUCAGGAGAUGGCCAAACAUUCCCAAUCGAUUCUUGAAACAAUUGGGUCAUCAGCCGAGCAAUUAUGGGGCAAAAAGCAGAUGAAGUUUCCUAAUGGUGAUCUUGAUGAUGACGACGAGGCCUAUGACUGGUUAGUUAAUUUUAACGACGAGAUGUUUGAAAGGUUUGAUUCGUCUAUUGACGAGUUUAAAAAGAUCAGAAACAAAGAAGAGGAAACAGGUGUUAGGGUUACGAAUUUAGUUGAUGAUGAUGGGUUUCAGUUGGUUCAAGGCAGAAAAAAGAAAGCGUUCGAUAAAGAUUCAUUGGUUAAUAAUAGUAAUUCAAGUAGAAGUGCUGAUAAUAAUCUGGGCAAUGCAUCGUCUGUGAAGGUUGUUUCAAGGGACAGUAAUGCAAUGGGGACACCAAAGGCGAAAGUUUCAUUUCAUAUACCUUCCAUAAGGAGGCCACAAGAUGAGUAUAAAAUACUGGUCAAUAAUGCCAACCAGCCAUUUGAACAUGUUUGGUUGCAGAGAAGUGAGGAUGGAUCCAAAUUGAUACACCCACUGGAGAACCUUUCUGUCAUGGAUUUCAUUGACAAAACAGUAAGCGAUGUAGAGCCUGUAAAACCACCUCCAGUUGAAAGCACAUCGUUCAAGAUCAUACAAGAAGUAAAAGAUUUGAAGCAACUAGCUGCUACACUGCGUGAAGUUGAUGAAUUUGCGGUUGAUUUGGAACACAACCAAUAUCGAUCUUUUCAAGGGUUGACAUGUUUGAUGCAAAUAUCUACUAGAACAGAAGAUUUUAUUGUGGAUACGUUGAAACUAAGGGUUCACAUUGGUCCAUAUCUCCGAGAGGUUUUCAAAGAUCCUACCAAAAGAAAGGUUUUGCAUGGAGCUGAUCGUGAUAUUGUAUGGCUGCAACGUGAUUUUGGCAUAUACAUUUGCAAUAUGUUUGAUACUGGACAGGCCUCAAAAGUGUUAAAAUUGGAGAGAAAUUCUCUGGAGUUUCUUUUGCGACACUUCUGUGAUGUUGCUGCAAAUAAAGAAUACCAAAAUGCAGACUGGCGAUUACGUCCACUGACUGAUGAAAUGCUAAGAUAUGCUAGAGAAGACACACAUUAUCUUCUGUAUAUUUAUGAUCUUAUGAAACGAAGGCUGCUUUCAUCAUCAACAGAUCCAGAUUGCCCUGAAGCACUUCUGGUAGAGGUAUACCAACGGAGUUAUGAUAUAUGCAUGCAGCUCUAUCAGAAAGAGCUUCUGACUGAGAACUCAUAUCUAAACAUAUACGGGUUGCAUGCUGCUGAUCUCAAUGGUCAGCAACUUGCCAUUGUUGCAGGACUUUGUGAGUGGAGAGAUGUUAUUGCUCGUGCAGAAGAUGAAAGCACUGGUUUUAUAUUGCCAAAUAAAUCACUCAUUGAGAUUGCAAAACAAAUGCCAGUGACACCUAGUAAAUUGCGACAUGUAAUGAAGUCCAAACACCCAUAUAUCGAGCGCAACCUUGGUUCUGUUGUCAGCAUCAUUAGGCAUUCCAUGCAGAAUGCAGCUGCAUUUGAACCCGUGGCCAAGAAACUCAAGGAAGAAUACAUCGAAAUUAUGGCUGCAAGAAAUGCUAGAAAUGCAGAUGCCCAGGAAGCAGCAGAAGCUGCAGUAAAUGAAAAUGUUAGUAAUGCUGCAGAAGGUGACACUUUUGAAAAGGAAGUGGGAAACUUUAUUGCUGGAGUCAACCAAAAUAAUAAAUUGGACGGGUCUUCUGGUUCCAGAGUAAGCAUUGAGGUACAGAAGAAGCCGAGCCGUGCCUUUGGAUCGAUGUUUGGAAAGAGGAAACUAAAUGCUGAAUCAAAGGCAACAGAGGAGAUUAAGGUGGAACAGAUCAAAUCUUCUGUGUCCCUUCCAUUCCAUUCUUUCACUGAAAAACCCGAGUCUUCACGUCCUGUUGUACAAGAAACCUCAAAUGUCGAGAAGCUUCCGGAUGUUUCGCCUGCAACAACCACCUCUAAACCGGAAAACGACAUUAUUUUGCUGGAAUCUGAUUCCAAUGGGGAGGAGGAGCCAGCAGGUGCUCCGGAAUCAACAGCCGCCAAUGAUCAGAGCGGGGAGGGCAAAACGGAAGAUGAAGACAAAGUGAUAUUGUUGGAUUCCGAUUCCGGUUCUGAUGAGCGGAAUCAUGGGGAUGAGGGGAAUGUGUCACUGUCGGAUCUUUCUUCAAGCUUCCAGAAGUUGAACCAGGGUGGUGAGGAUUCCUCGGGGCUUGUGAAGGUGACACCAUUUGAUUAUGAGGCAGCAAGGAAAGAAGUAGGGUUUGGGGAAGGCGGUUCAGGUAGGGCUGAAGGGGAAGAUGGUAAGAAGGGUAAGCGUGAAAAGAAGAAGUCGGGUGGUGGUCGUAAGGAGGCUGCUGGCGAAAGGAGUGGAGAUUUUCAGUUGGGUAGGCGGCGGCAAGCUUUUCCGGCGACUGGUAACCGGAGUUCAACUUUCCGGUGAAUGCUGCAGAUGGAGACACCGUGUUGUUUGAUUUUUAUGUAGGACGUUUAAAGAAUUUUCACCCAAGAAAACUUGAUUAGCAGAAGAACAUAAAAAAAAUUAUAUAUAUUGAAAUUGAGUUUCUUUCAA